Messenger RNA from Aphanomyces invadans, 231 nucleotides. RefSeq lists its product as hypothetical. Bases 1 to 231 code for a protein of 76 amino acids. NCBI's taxonomy places the organism in Eukaryota, Oomycota, Saprolegniomycetes, Saprolegniales, Verrucalvaceae. The transcript is spliced from 2 exons. The record is from RefSeq and is a predicted model, not a curated record.
AUGACAGCACCGACGUUCCUGAAGAUGGUCAUGCUGACCAUCGAUACAGUCCAACCAGUCGUUUAUGAGCGCAUUGUGCCCAUGCUCACUAUGAUUCAGCUGCACAGCAAGGCCUGCCUUAUCCGAAACACCCAUAUGCAAAAAGUAAGCACAAACUUUAUGGACUUAAGGCAUCGGUCUCACCUGAAGAUCUGCUGGUGGACAAAAAAGCACGCGAACCAGGAUCGGUGA